Messenger RNA from Synchiropus splendidus (mandarinfish), 673 nucleotides. RefSeq lists its product as uncharacterized. Lineage: Eukaryota; Metazoa; Chordata; Actinopteri; Syngnathiformes; Callionymidae. The coding region runs from base 2 to 673 and encodes 223 amino acids. The record is from RefSeq and is a predicted model, not a curated record. The transcript is spliced from 3 exons.
GAUGGCUACUACAACCCCACGGCGAAUGCUGGUUUUCAAGAUCCAAAAGAGACUCUCUGAAUUGAGAUUGAGCCAGCUUCAAGCUUUUGCAAGUGCAAUGGAUGAUGGUGAAGAAAGGGAAACUCUGGCUAAUCUGACUGAGCUAGAACUUUAUGACAUGAUUGUUGAUUACCUCAGAGGGGAAAGAUUGAGAGACCUCGAAGAUGAAGGCAUGGCUCAACUCCUCUAUCUCGAAGACCUACAGAAUCACCUGCUGUUCGACAGAGAUGAAGGAUCCAGAAUGACAGAAGAGGUGCCAACUCACCAGGUGGAAAAGACGACAUCUACUGGCCAACCAGCCGCCUCGGCAUCAUCAGCCAAGAAUAGAGACGUCCAGAUAUCAACACCUACAACGGACAACAACUCUCAUUCACCGCCACAUCGGAGCCACCUCAUCACAUCGCCAGUGCAUCUGGACGAACAGCCACUGAAGAUAUCAGCCGCUAAUGGCACAGAGGUUCCCUUUGACGGGUGGGCUAUUGUCGAACUCCAAAUACGCAGUGAGAACCAUGGACAUGCUGAAAUUCAGGUGCCUCUUUUGAUCAGUCGUAAUGGUGUUAACUGUGCUAUUCUUGGGAGCAACGUCAUCACUGAGAUUCUCAAAGAAAACAAAGAGCAUGAUGCAAACUUCUGA